AUGGAUCAGUCUGCAGAGCCAUUGCAGCAAGUGCAACUGUUUGGAGGAGCUGCGGAGAUCGCAGUUCCUUCUCGUUUUGAGGACGUCUCGAACAUCAGACCUGUUCCGGACAAUCAAGAGGUGUACUCUGAUGCCAGCGUUGAUCAGUCCAUUGUAGUGGAAGUGGUGCAAGUUGAUGUCCCUGACUCUGACAGCUGCCAGCACUGCUUCAAUGACCUUGCAAAUGUCUCUGGGGCAAGCAUGCAGCAGAUAGAAUCUGAAACUGUCCUAAAUCCACAAGACAUACCUGGAGUGCCAGGUGAGGCCUAUAAGGUAGUCAUAGUAGGGCAGCAAAUGGUUUCCAAAGGGAGGCAAGGCACAGACGCAGCCAACAGGGUGAUCAUGGCCAUCAUCCGCCUCAAGCAGGUCUCAUCGGAUGUGCUUAUUAUCCUCAAUACCCCAAUCUCUGUCAGCGCAAGCAGCGCAGCUGCAAAGGACAUUGGCCCUGGUGAGAGGAGUGAGCAUCUGAUGGCUCCGUCUCUGCUGAGAAGGGUCCUUGCAACAUUCAAGAUAAAAGACUAUUCCCUAUUUGGUUGA
Coccomyxa subellipsoidea C-169 is the source of this 576-nucleotide messenger RNA. Its product is annotated as Mog1p/PsbP-like protein. Gene Ontology annotation, molecular function: guanyl-nucleotide exchange factor activity; small GTPase binding. The transcript is spliced from 5 exons. Lineage: Eukaryota; Viridiplantae; Chlorophyta; Trebouxiophyceae; Coccomyxaceae. Gene Ontology annotation, biological process: protein import into nucleus. Gene Ontology annotation, cellular component: nucleus. The record is from RefSeq and is a predicted model, not a curated record. Bases 1 to 576 code for a protein of 191 amino acids.